Molecule: messenger RNA, 696 nt
Organism: Panicum hallii
Lineage: Eukaryota; Viridiplantae; Streptophyta; Magnoliopsida; Poales; Poaceae
Product: GDSL esterase/lipase At5g55050-like
Exons: 3
Coding region: 1-696 (231 amino acids)
Molecular function (GO): hydrolase activity, acting on ester bonds
Source: RefSeq, a predicted model, not a curated record
AUGAUGCAGCAGAUAGAGUACUUCUCAGACCUCAAAGAUCAGAUGUCAACCAGACUUGGCACUGCUAGAGUGUCGGCCUGGGCCUUGCUGUCGAAAUCAAUCUUCCUUGUAAGCGCCGGUGCGAAUGAUGCCUUUGACUUCUUCUCACAGAACAGAUCACCGGACUCCACCGCCAUUCAGCAGUUUUCUGAAGCUAUGAUCUCCACAUAUGAUAGCCAUGUCAAAACAUUGUACAAUUUGGGAGCGAGGAAAUUCGCGGUGAUCAAUGUGCCACUAAUUGGGUGCUACCCAUACUUGAGAAGUCAGAACCCAAGUGGAGAAUGUGUUGAUGCAUUGAAUCAGUUGGCCAAGAGCCUGAAUGAUGGAAUCAGGGAGCUGUUCAGCAAUCUCAGCUCAGAAAUGCAGGGCAUGAAGUACUCCAUUUCCAGCGCCUAUGAGCUUGUCUCUAGUCUGAUUAAAAACCCGCAUGCUGCUGGGUUGGAGGAGGUGAAGAGCGCAUGCUGCGGUGGUGGCAGGUUCAAUGCUGAGAGAGGGUGCAUCCCCAACUCCAACUGCUGCAGUGACCGCAGCAAGUACCUCUUCUGGGACCUCGUGCACCCUACCCAGGCUACUUACAAGUUUGCGGGCCUUGUCUUCUAUGAUGGACCAGCGCAAUUUGUCAGUCCCAUCAGCAUCAAGCAGCUCAUUGAGGCAUAA